Molecule: messenger RNA, 1635 nt
Organism: Pyrenophora tritici-repentis Pt-1C-BFP
Lineage: Eukaryota; Fungi; Ascomycota; Dothideomycetes; Pleosporales; Pleosporaceae
Source: RefSeq, a predicted model, not a curated record
AUGUCUUAUUAUCCCGGACAGCAACACCACGGUGGUGGCUACGGCGCACCACCGCCACAGAACGGCUAUGGUGCCCCGCCCCCGCAAGGAUAUCCCCCUCAGCAAAACUAUGGGCCGCCGCCUCCGCAGCAAUACGGCUACCAGAACCAACCAGGACCCUACAAUAACUAUGGCCAACCUACUCCACCGCCACAACAGUACGGGUACAACCAGGGACCACCACCACAGCAGUACGGCAACUAUGGCCCUCCGCCUCCGCAGCAGGGUCCUCCUCCUCCUCAAGGCAUGAUGCCCACUGCUACCAACAACCAAUGGACACAAGGAAACCACAAUGGCCCUCCACCUCCACCCACCGGCGCACAGAACUUUGGCCAUGGCGCACCCAACGGCUAUUCAUUUCAAUACUCGGCGUGUAACGGACGGCGGAAGGCGCUCCUCAUUGGUAUCAACUACUUUGGUCAAAGGGGAGAGCUUCGGGGAUGCAUCAACGAUGUGAAGAACAUGAGCAAAUACCUCAACGAGUUCUUCGGCUACAAGAGAGAGGAUAUGGUUACCUUGACAGAUGACCAGCAAAACCCGAUGAGCCAGCCUACAAAGGCGAACAUCCUACGAGCAAUGCACUGGCUGGUCAAAGAUGCGCGGCCAAACGACUCAUUGUUCUUCCACUACUCAGUAGGACAUGGUGGUCAAACUAAAGACCUCGACGGAGACGAGGACGACGGCUACGAUGAAGUAAUUUAUCCCGUCGACUUCCGCACUGCCGGCCACAUUGUCGACGACGAAAUGCAUCGCAUCAUGGUCUCUCCUCUACAACCAGGUGUGCGCCUAACCGCCAUCUUCGACUCGUGCCACUCGGGCUCCGCGCUCGACCUACCAUACCUCUACUCCACCCAGGGUGUACUCAAGGAACCAAACCUGGCCAAGGAAGCUGGCCAGGGAUUGUUGGGUAUUAUAUCAAGCUACGGUCGUGGCGAUAUUGGUGGUAUGAUUGGCACCGCGACUGGUCUGUUUAAGAAGGCGGUCAGCGGCGACGAUGUCUACAAGAAGAACCUAAGGACAAAGACUAGCCCUGCAGAUGUCAUCAUGUGGAGUGGAUCCAAAGACACGCAAACCUCUGCCGACGCAAGUAUUGGUGGUGAGGCCACAGGCGCCAUGUCAUGGGCCUUCAUCUCUGCACUGCGCAAGAACCCCAACCAGAGCUAUGUACAGCUACUCAACAGCAUCCGCGAUGAGCUCCAAGGAAAAUACCAACAGAAGCCUCAGUUGAGCUGCAGUCAUCCACUGAACACUAACUUGCUGUACACCAUGUAAACAACCAUGCUUGUUUCUUGGGACAAAGAGAUGAAAGAGGAAUAAAGAACCAAGGUACUUGUAAAUGCUCCAUGGUGCGCGCGUGCUCUUUGAAUAUCAUGAUGACAUGACGGGAAUUACAAAACGGGAUGCCGGGGGCCAGGCUGUUCUUGUUUUAUAACUAGGGGUGGGCUUUGCGGUGAUCAACCUACUCAGCUACUAUGACGGCGUUCAUGUUUUCCCCAACGGUUCAAGUGGGAUGGGAUUCUUUUGGAACGGGAAGAAACUCAAUCAUCAUUCGUUAUUAUUGUCUCUGAGAGGAAGGGGUAUCGAACGUUCUGUCUA